AUGGCCUUGCCUUCAAAGUCAUCCUGUAAGGCCAAGCUGCCUUCAAAGUCACCAUGUGAGACCAGGCUGCCUUCAAAGUCACCGUGCGAGGCCAGGCUGCCUUCAAAGUCACCGUGUGAGGCCAGGCUGCCUUCAAAGUCACCGUGCAAGGCCAGGCUGCCUUCAAAGUCACCGUGCGAGGCCAGGCUGCCUUCAAACUCACCAUGCAAGGCCAGGAUGCCUUCAAAGUCAUCCUGCAAGGCCAGGCUGCCUUCACAGUCACCGUGCAAGGCCAGGCUGCCUUCACAGUCACCGUGCAAGGCCAGGCUGCCUUCAAAGUCACCCUGCCAGAAAUUUAACCUGCAAGGCAAGCUUGCUUUGAAGUCAACCUGCAAGACAAAAAGACGACACAGAGAAUUGGAUCUUUUCUGGGCUAUCAACAAUUGGACCGUCACUAUCUCUUUUCUCUUUCUUUCAUCAUUUUCUUCUACCUUUUUCUCUCCGACUCAAUUUUUCUAUUUCUCUUCAUUUAAUUCUCCAUCAUUCUUUGCGUUCAAUUCAUUUCAGUCUUCUUUGAAUCCAUUCCUUGUAUUCUUCUCUUCAAAUUUCCUUUUCCACCUGAAUUCUUAUCUCUCACAAUUCUCCAACUGUCAUUUAACAACUUCUCUCACCAUCCUUCGUUCUUAUUCCUAA
Messenger RNA from Acanthosepion pharaonis, 672 nucleotides. NCBI's taxonomy places the organism in Eukaryota, Metazoa, Mollusca, Cephalopoda, Sepiida, Sepiidae. The record is from the annotation of a GenBank genome assembly.